Messenger RNA from Brachypodium distachyon (stiff brome), 3783 nucleotides. Its product is annotated as BTB/POZ domain-containing protein At2g24240. The transcript has a single exon. Gene Ontology annotation, biological process: protein homooligomerization. Bases 2073 to 3428 code for a protein of 451 amino acids. The record is from RefSeq and is a predicted model, not a curated record. NCBI's taxonomy places the organism in Eukaryota, Viridiplantae, Streptophyta, Magnoliopsida, Poales, Poaceae. Gene Ontology annotation, molecular function: protein binding.
GACAAGUUUUUGACCUGGUUUAGUAUAUGACAUGAAAUUGAUAUCUGUAAUUAUAAUUCCAUACCACAUAAAAUCACUUUUUGAUCAAAAUCUUGUCUACAUCAUAUGGAGUAUUAUAAAAAGAUUCGCUUGGGAUACUUCUCCGGAACGAUUUUUUUGUGUGCAUUACUCGAGAUGUGCAUUGCAUGUAUAUGACUAUUACCUCCGUUCCAUAAUUCUUGUCUCAAAAUUGCCCAAAAAUGGAUGUAUCUAUUUCUAAAUCUAAAAAGCGUCUAGAUGCAUGUAAUAUUUCGACGAGAAUUACGGAACGAAGGGAGCACUUUUUUUUCUAGCCAUGUGUUCCUUGCAGCCUGUGCUCUCUCUGUCUCUAGUCUGUGCACGCCAAGGUUAUACUACCAUCCGGUGGAUGUGGAUAUCUGUACUGGCAGGGUCACUCGAUGUUCGUAAAUCGUAAUGAAUGGCGCCGCGCCCGCGGUGUUACCAUGGCCGAUUCGUGAGCCAAUCGUGGCACCAUGGAAGUGUUCGAAGCAGCUCUGACAAUCUGUGACUGAGAACUUAUUGGCGGAACCCUUAGGACGAUACUAUCUUCGUUUCAUAAUUCUUGUCGAAAUAUUACGAGUAUCUAGACGGUUUUUAGAAAUAGAUGCAUCCAUAUUUGGGCAAAUUUGAGACAAGAAUUAUGAAACGGAGGAAGUACCAACUUACGUAAAAGAACACCAAUCGCUAUACAAUCCGUACGAAAAGCUUCAAAGGAUACAAAGAACAAACAAACUUGAAGGUCGCACCGACUCGCCGUGCCAUUUCCAACCACGCGAUCCGACAUCAACACAAGAACAGGAAUAGAGUAACGAAAGUAGCAAAAACAUAGAAGCAGGAAUUUGGGUGGAAAAUUGUUCGUCAGUGGUAAACUGGUAAGGCCGUGCGAAUGAGGUGAAUGGUGGAAGAGUGUUUGUCGGUGAUAAAUUGGUAAGGCCGUGCGAAUGAGGUGAAUGAGGUGAUUGGAAUGGACGGAGCUGACUCUUUCUGAAGAUUUCACCAAGAAUCUGACGUAUUUUUGAUAAAUCUGGUUCUCUUGUUCGAUUAAACCCACAUUUGGUUGUUUCAAGACAGUUUGGAAAUUACCCUAUUUGGCACGAAAACUCUUGUUAAUGUAUCACAAUGCUUUAUUUUUUCCAAUCAUGUAUAGUAUAACUCAGUUGUAACCUACAACUCGACUUCAACCUACUCUGAACCAAGUUGAAACUUAUUAAAUUUUAAGAUUAUAGCCAACAAUAGAGUGGCGCCAAACUAUACAACCCAAAGAGGCAAACGUGAAAAUAUUGUUAAAAAUGGGACGAAACAUGCAAUUACAACGCAUAAAAUGACUAAACUAAAUUAGUCAUAAAUAAAAUCCCGAAUUUAGCGGGACGUGCAAGACAUGGGUCCUGGACUCCUGGAGAUGCAUCCUGUAGUCAACGUUUUUUUGGCAGUUGCGUCUACCGCUGCUCCGGUUGAGCUGCUGAGCAUGUGGUGGCCGUGUAAACGUCGAAACGUGCGCCGGUCUAACCCAGCACGAUGCCGCGGCGACUUCUCCUUUCCUCUGGCUUAGAAUACCGCAGCAGAUUCCCUGAUCAGAAGAAAAAGAAAAAUGCCGCAGCAAGUGCAGAUUCUUGCAGUAUGGCACGGAGCAUUCAGCAGGGGGAACCGAACGGUGCCGUCGUCACGCCAAAGCAACAGUACACGUCCCUACCCGCGUCCACCCUCCGUUCCGUCUCGUUUCUUUAAGCCGUACUAUUACGCACCACAACAAAAAUCAGCGGCAAAUGAAAGCUGACUGCUGACAGAAUACUUGCUCUGCAUACGCCCUGCACACAUAACCAUUCCGGCCGGCGCGCCUCUCACCUUCCUCACCCAACCAAACCCCGGGAGCGAUAGAUACCCUACGACGAGACCCGCACACGGUUCCCCACCCCGAUUCACAGCCGAUUCUCGUCUCAGCUCGCGACGGGAUCGAUCAUCGACCCGAGGUUGGAUUGGACCGGAGGCCGGAAGGGGAAUAAUGGCGCGGUGAGUGAGACCGGCUGCUAUCUUCGAUGGCGGGAGGCGGGCGCGUGCGGUUCAACGUGGGCGGGCAGUUGUUCGAGACGACGACCACCACGCUCGCCAACGCCGGCCGCGACUCCAUGCUCGGCGCGCUGCUCGACUCUUCCUGGAACGUCCCAUGCGCUUCUUCGGCCGGAGGAGCAAAACAGCCGGCGGAGUACUUCAUCGACCGCAACCCGGCGUGCUUCGCGGUGCUCCUCGACCUGCUCCGCACGGGCAGCCUCCACGUCCCGCCGCAACUCCCGGAGAAGCUCCUCUACCGCGAGGCGCUCUACUACGGCCUCCUGGACCACGUCCGCUCCGCGCGCUGGGGCGCCUUCGACGGCGACCGCCUCCGCCUGGCCUCCUCCGUCCCGGGCCGCGCGCCCGGGGACGGCACGGCCAUCCGCGCCGCGCCCGACGGCGGGCUCUGCGUCGCCCACGGGGGCGCCGUGCGCGUCUACAACUGGAUGCUCGACGAGCGCCGCCCCGUCUCGCUCGACCACUACUCCCAGGUCAACGACGCCGCCUACCUCGACGCCGCAACGCUCCUCGUCGCCGCGCGCGAGAAGAAGCGGCUCGGCAACGGCGAAGACGGCGGCGGGAUGGCCGCCUUCUCCGCGGCCUCCGGGGACCUCCGCCACCGCUUCCGCGUCCAGCACGCCCGCCAGCCCAAGCCCUUCACCGCCGGCGCGCUCGCGUUCCAUGGCUCCUCCGGGAGGAUCUUCGCGAGCUGCAAGGGCCGCCUCAACGAGCACGGCGUCGGCGUCUGGGACAGCGCCACGGGCGAGCAGGCCGACUUCUUCUACGAGCCGCCGGGCUGCGCGCUGGGCGACGCCGACAGGCUCCAGUGGCUCGACGCCGCCAGCGCGCUCAUGGUGGCCACGCUGUUCCCCAAGACGGACCACUGCUCCAUCGGGCUGCUGGAUUUCCGGGACAAGAGCGUGGCCUGGUCCUGGUCCGACGCCGGCACGGCCGAGGACAAGCGCGUGCUCCACGCCAUUGCCAUGGACGACGAGCACUCCGUCUGCGUCAUCAACCAGUACGACGACCUCGGCUUCCUCGACCUCAGGACGACCGCCGGCGGGGUGCGCUGGAGUUCCCGGAGCAAGCUCAUGAACCGGAAGGCGCCCGGGGAGGAGAGCUGCUACCCGAAGCUCGCCACGCACGGCGGGCAGCUCUUCUCCUCCAUGAACGACAGCAUCUCGGUGUUCAGUGGCCCCGAGCACGUGCUGACGUCCACGCUCAGGAGGAGCUACGGUGGCCCCAUCUGCGAUUUCUCCAUUGGAGGCGACCGGCUCUUUGUUCUGCACAACGAGGAGAAUGUGUUCGACGUCUGGGAGACGCCGCCCCCGCCCAUCAUCUGAUCGACACGGCCUGCUCUGCUCUCGGGUUCGCCGUGACUUCAGUUGUACCCUUUGCGUUUUUUGUUCUCGCGCGUCACAAGUGCUCACUAGUCACUUACGGAAGAAAAGAAAUACGUACAGUAAAUUCAGAAUGGUUUCAACAACUGAUAUUACUCAUCACAGUUGACUGUAACUUUCGAUAUUAACAGCCAGGGCAUUCCUAAGCUUGCUUGCUGACACAGGAAAGAGAAGUACAAUUCAAGUACAUUUCUAGUCUGUACUUUUUUCUUCUUUUGACAGGAGAGUUCAAGUCUGUACUUUGUAACGGACUGAGCAUUAUCAUUUUGUACAUGUCUUUUACUGAAUUAUCUUGCAA